This is a messenger RNA of Portunus trituberculatus (swimming crab), 3457 nucleotides long. RefSeq names its product ninjurin-1-like. The record is from RefSeq and is a predicted model, not a curated record. The transcript has 5 exons. Bases 287 to 763 code for a protein of 158 amino acids. Gene Ontology annotation, cellular component: membrane. NCBI's taxonomy places the organism in Eukaryota, Metazoa, Arthropoda, Malacostraca, Decapoda, Portunidae. Gene Ontology annotation, biological process: tissue regeneration; cell adhesion.
CAGUCGGUCAGUCACACAGAAACUGUCAAGCCGCUCGCGCACACACACGCGCGCGCUGUCACUCUGUCCAGGAAACUUUAGUUAACAAGGCUACGAAUAAGAAGAGACAGAAAGACAAACACAGGGAAGGAAAUGUUAAUGAAUUACGUAAUUUAAUUCCGAGUGAAACAUAAAGUGCAUCUAGUUUGUGUCCGUGUUGUCACGUACGUGUGUGUGUGUGUACGUGUAUGUAUACGUGUACAUAGAAACAGAAACUUGUGUACGUACACGUAAUACACAUUAUACCAUGCCCGAGCAACCAUUUCGAGUGCUGGGGGUGGAGAAGCGGCCCGUGGACAUCAACGUUAUGAAGAGGAACAUGACCGUAGCCAAGGGAUUCCUCGACAUCAGCCUCCUGUCAGCCAACGCCAGCCAGCUGAGGAACAUCAUACGCUUUGGGAACGAAGAUACAACUGUUCACUAUCUCAUUCUGACUGGAAUUUCCAUCAGCAUUAUACUGCAGGUGUCAGCUGGGAUCCUCCUACUGGUGGGGGAACGUUUUGACAUCAACAGAGAGGACGAGCAGCACCGCGGGGACCUCCUCAACACACUUAUCACCUGUCUGAUCUUCAUUGUGCUGAUUAUCAAUGUGUUCGUGGCAUGCCUGGGUGUGGAUGUCAAUGACCCCAACACCCCUCCCCAACACCACCCCUACCCAUACCCCUCCAAGGGCUUCCCACCUACAUCACCUCCUAUUAAGGAUAUUGACUGGAGUGAAGGAUAGACGUAGGAUAUACAGAAUGAUAGAUCUUGCACCCGCAUCAGCCUCUUCCUAGAAUAUUUUGAUGGAAAGAUGGAUAAAUGUAGGAUAUGCACGGUGGAUAAACUGCACCCACACUUGCUUCUCCGAUGGAUAUUUUGAUGAGGUGUUUUGAUGGGAAGAGGGAAGAGUUAGCGUAGUAAGUCGCUAAAUCACUUGUUCUUUGUACUAGCCUAUCCUAGCCUAAAUAAGAUUAUUGAAUACAGUUAUCCACUUUAACUUAAUCCUAGCCAGUUUUCGACUCUCUGGGCUGGAAAACGGCUAUUCAAGCCUUUUUUUUUUUCUAACUAUCAUAGCCUAAGGUUAACCAGUUGAAUUACUAUCAGAGCAUGCUUCAGCUACUAUUGACGCCUGUCAAACUACAUUGAUCCUUUCUCAGGUGAGUUUGUUCAGAGUGUAAUGAUAUAUUAUUGAUGGGUUCAGAAAAUUGUAUGUUAAUUACUGCUUAUCAACGUAAACGCUUGCUCGGAGGUGGCUGUUUUUCAUUGACCUUCUUUCUGGUGUUUCUGUCAAAUCAUAAUAACCUGCAGAACGUUAGGAAUAUGAUUUAUUCUUACCUUACUGGAUACUGACUAACUCAAUCUCUCUAUGCCUCCCUCGCAGACUAUGGUAGUGUAUUUGGAGAUAUUUGCGCCAUUAUUAUUCAAAAUUGUUUCGAAUCUCAGGUGUUAGAAAAAGUAUUUGUUCGAACAUUAUUCUGGAACCUUGACUGGCAGUUCGUCACAGCCGAUGAAAGCUUCGAAAACAUAUCAGACAAUCAAAUGACCUGUUUUGUAAGACAAAGCUAACUGUCCCGUGCCCGCCAUGAUGCGUUUUCCAUCAUUCUCUCGCCAUGUCAGGUUGUGAAUGACAGAAUGGUGUUCAUUCACUUGUUUUGAAGGUGGGUUAUACCAGCAUUUUUUUUUUUUUUUUUUUCUCGAAGAACUACACAUCUUUGACAUCUUUGAAAUCACACGGUGUUAUUCCAAGUACUGUGAAGUGUACCAAGCGUCAAUCGGAAUCCUAUUAUCGUGAUGAACAAGGUGUUUAGUGGUGCACGGAAACUUACUGGGUUAAUUGGGCAUACAAAGAAGCAGGGCCCCUAACUAUUUGAAUAGGUUUUAUUAGUAUCACUGAGGAAAAGGUUGGUUGUCGAGGCUACUCUAUUCUGUUCUACUUCUAACUUCUCUAGUUCAUUGUCAUUCCAUGCAAUCACGUCCACACCAUACUUAAUGCUCGGAACAGCCAUGCACUUCCAAACUUUUCGCUGCAGUAGCCCAAACACAUUACCAAACCACUUGUGUUGUUAAUGUGUCAAGAUCAAGAUCAAUACCAAAACAUUGAGGCUGUUGUCAGCAGUAGUGCCGGCACGUGUAUCGAACGAGCUCAUUCUACUAGGCCAAGUUAUGUUCUCCCAGCAUCUCUCCAGCCACUGAGGUGUCAAUUACUUGCUGCAAUGGAAGAUCAGAAACACAAGACCAAUAGCUCUGAUGAGAAGAAGCAAGCCUCUCUCGCUAAAAGAAAGUAUAAGUGUGACACCUGUGGAAAGCUGUUCAUCAAAAAGAGUCACCUUGUUACUCACAAUGCCAUUCACACAGGUGUUAGAAAGUUUAAAUGUGAUGAAUGUGGAAAAAAAUUUAAUCAGAUGGGAAACUUAACCUUGCAUGCCCUCACACACACAUUAGAAAGAAAGUUCAAAUGUGACCAGUGUGAUAAAACUUUUUCAUUGAAAGGAGACCUUAAGAGACACUGCCUUGGACACACAGGCAAGAAGGAGUUCAAGUGCUCCAAAUGUGGGAAAGCAUUUAUACAGAAAGCUAGCCUUAACUCACACUUGAAUUUGCACAUUCGUAAAAAAGUAUUUGGGUGCAUUGAAUGUGGGAGAGAAUUCUUUAUUAAAAGUACAUUACGUCAGCAUAUUAUUACCACCCACUUUGGUGGAAAAACAUACGAAUGUGAGAAUUGUGACAAAAAGUACAAAACAAAACAAGCACUGAAGAAUCAUCUCUUUAAAUCAUGUUUCAUGAAAAUGAAUCCUGAUCCUGAUGAAGAAGUGGUAGUAAAUUUUGAUGUGCAAAAAAUGGAUGGUUGUGAUGUAGCAGAAUAAGUGGAGGUACAAUUAUUUCCAAGGUUGUGUUACUUCCUUUAUUACUUGUUAUGCCUUUAGGUUGAAAUCAUCUGAUAAGUUAGAUAUUCUCUCUCUCUCUCUCUCUCUCUCUCUCUCUCUCUCUCUCUCUCUCUCUCUCUCUCUCUCUCUCUCUCUCUCUCUCUCUCUCUCUCUCUCUCUCUCUCAUGUUUGUUAUUCAUGGUCAUUGACAAAACCAAUCAGCAUACCAUGUGCUUCUGUUGUAUGUUGCAGUUUUUCCCUUCAGCCUUAAGUCCUCUGAUGUGCUAAGAAAGUAUUAUUUAUCAGUGCUUGUAGGAGAUUGUUAGCACAGCAGGUGACCAAAGAUUAAGAUAGAGGUAUGUGCAUUGGAAACCAUUACUGCUGAAGUUAUUAUGGUAUAUUACUCUACUGUUGAAAUUAUUAUAGGAUAUUACUCUACUUCUGGUCUUUGUCUUUUAACAGUUGGAAUUCGUUAUGCAAUUAAGCCAUUGAAAGUUUGGGAAAGUAAGAAGUUGGAAUACGUUAUGCAGUUCACCCAUUGAAAGUUUGGGGAAAUAAAAGUUUAAAAAUUG